Pungitius pungitius (ninespine stickleback) is the source of this 1776-nucleotide messenger RNA. It is a transcript of the gene arfgap2, whose product is annotated as ADP-ribosylation factor GTPase activating protein 2. Lineage: Eukaryota; Metazoa; Chordata; Actinopteri; Perciformes; Gasterosteidae. The transcript is spliced from 16 exons. The coding region runs from base 72 to 1676 and encodes 534 amino acids. The record is from RefSeq and is a predicted model, not a curated record. Gene Ontology annotation, molecular function: GTPase activator activity. Gene Ontology annotation, biological process: COPI coating of Golgi vesicle.
GCUUUUGUUGAACUUCUGACCAACGGCGAUUCGUAGUGACGUCAUCUCAUGGAAAUUGUCAGACUAACAAGAUGGCUACGGAACCCAAUAAGACUGAGAUCCUAGCCAUUUUUAAAAGGUUGAGAUCCGUCGCUACCAACAAGGUGUGUUUUGACUGCGCGGCCAAAAACCCGAGCUGGGCGAGCAUCUCUCACGGCGUGUUCCUAUGCAUCGACUGCUCGGGCAUCCACCGCUCCCUUGGGGUCCAUCUCAGCUUCAUCAGGUCCACCGAGUUGGACUCCAACUGGAACUGGUUCCAGCUUAGAUGUAUGCAGGUUGGAGGCAAUGCCAACGCGACGGUGUUCUUCCGCCAGCACGGCUGCUCCACCAACGACACCAACGCCAAGUACAACAGUCGGGCCGCUCAGCUGUACCGGGAGAAGGUCCGGCAGCAGGCCAACGCUGCGCUCUCCAAGUACGGCUCUGACCUCUGGAUCGAGUCUUCUCCAGGAGGAACUCCUACAGCUUCAGAGAGGAAAGAGACCGACUUCUUUGAAGAACUUACACAGACCUCUGAUGACUGGACCGUGGCGCCGCCCGCCGCCCCGGAGCAGAACGGCGCCGCUCUCGGCUCUCGGCUGAUGGAACCGCCGGCCAAAGUUCAGGAGGACAUCAAUGUGGAGGACGGACCGAGCAUCGAAGGGCUGAGCACGUCGCCCAAAGCCUCCAUGGAUGUGAAGCCCUCCCUCAUCGGAAAGAAGAAGCCCAUGGCGACCAAGAAAGGGCUCGGGGCAAAGAAAGGUCUCGGAGCCCAGAAGGUGAGCAGCAAGAGCUUCUCUGAGGUGGAGAAGCAGGCGCAGGUGGCGGAGAAGGUGCGAGAGGAUCGGGCCGCGGAGGCCAAGAAGCACGCCGAGGAGUCCAUCGUGGCCUCCAUGCGGCUGGCCUACAAAGAGCUGGAGAUCGACAGGAAGAUGGAGGAGAAGAAGAUCCAGACCAUGGAGGGCAAGAAGAGGGAGCAGGCCGAGAGGCUGGGCAUGGGCUUUGGCAACAGGAGCGCCGUGUCCCACUCUGUGAUGUCGGAGAUGCAGGUGAUCGAGCAGGAGACCCCGGUGGGGACCAAGUCCUCCUCUCGCUCCAAAUUGGACAUGUUCGAGGAGCCGGGCUUCACCUCCGGACCCCCCAAGUACAAGGACAACCCGUUCACGGUGGGGGACGCUUUCGGGUCCCGGUGGGACACCGAGGGAGGAACUGCCUCCUUCGCCACCUCCUGGGCUUUGGAGAAAGAAGACCCCAAAGAGGAGGUCACCAUCUCCAGCAUCCAGCCCAUAGGAGAGAGACUCCCCAGCAGGAGGAAAGCCGACGCCUCGUCUCCGGUGUCCGAGUCCAGCGAGGCCCGACAGAAGUUCGCCAACGCGAAGGCCAUCUCCUCCGACAUGUUCUUCGGUCGGGAGAGCAGCGCUGAGUACGAUGCAAAGAGCCGCCUGGAGACGAUGUCUGGAAGCACCUCCAUCAGCUCGGCCGAGUUGUUUGGGGACGGAACGGACCUCAAAGGCCGCGCCGCGGGCUACGACGGCGUGCUGCCCUCCGGACCCGACAUCGCACAGUUCAAGCAGGGAGUGAAGACUGUAGCAGGAAAGAUGGCCGUCCUGGCCAACGGCGUCAUGAAUACGAUCCAGGAUCGUUACGGCUCGUACUGAUGAGGACGGACUGCAGGGGACACUCGUCCUCCCAGAGACUCGAUCACAGGACCCACCAAGUAUUUUCAUAAAGGAAACCGUGAAGGGGGGGGGGGGGGGG